CAAGAUAGCCCCAUGUUGCCCGCUCGGGUAGCCAAUCACAGCGCAGGAUUUGAUUCAUCUUGCCCGCUCACGGAGCUAGCCAUAUAAUAAAUCUACUAACUAAUCUACUAACUAUGAAUAAAUGUACUUCAUUUAGUCUACUGGCCCACCCUUUUUGGCACACGCUGCAAGAGGCGCGGUUGGAAGCCUGAGAUCGAAACUGUCUCAAGAUGGCGACAGGAAGGAACUCAAAAUUUGACAAAGUUCUUGUCAUUGCUGGGGCGAUUGCAAGCAUUAAUAUUGUCUCUAUCCUGGGAACCUCUUUCUUGAACCUAAAUGAGAAAACCAAGUAUAAACUAAUUCUGAUUCAAGGUUUGCUGGCAACACAAUCGAUCAUGUUUUUUUCGGCGAGGUAUCUUUGGAUGAGACUGUGUUCUCCACUGCAAAGCCAUCCUUCAAAUGUAAACAGGGUUCUUUUCGCAUUUUUGACCACGGUUAUCACCUUAGCACAAGGUAGUAUCGUUCUGGGGAUGAUAUUUUCUGGUGUGGAGCCGCACUGGAUUUCUUUGGUGUCUUAUACUAGUUUAGGACUGUUGAUAGUAUGGACUACAACAACUGUCAUUUUCGAUGUUGCUGUGUGGAUACUUAACGUUCUAAAUAUGCGAUCUGGAUCCAUUACAUCAAGGACACAGUACACAAGGUCUCAAAUUAUGGCAAUUUUUAUAGUCUCCAACGCACUGGCGGUGUUAGCGCUGUAUAAUGGUCACAAAGAUCCAGUCGUGAAAAAGGUUGUAAUUCCACUGAGAAAUCUUCCACCCGAAUUGAAUGGAUUUACAAUUGUGCAUCUACCAGAUCUGCAUGUUGGACCGACUGUUGGAAAGGCUAUGCUCGAAAGAGCAGUUAGAACAACAAAUCAGUUGAAUGCAGAUGUCAUUGCUGUAACUGGAGAUUUGGUUGAUGCUACUGUGUAUCAGCUUCGACAGACAGUUAAACCAUUGCUCAAACUGAAGGCAAGAUAUGGUGUAUACUUUGUGACAGGGAACCAUGAGUAUUAUACUGGUGAUGUUGAUGGAUGGCUUAAAGAGUUGGAAUAUCUUGGUGUGACUCCACUCCAUAAUGCUCAUGUAAUGUUAACAUAUCCAAACAAACCUCAUGCAAAACUUUGCCUGGCUGGUGUAGAUGAUGUAGAGGCUAGAUUUCUCAGAUCAGAUCAUGGUAGUGAUUUUAGCAAGGCACUGGCAGGAGUUGACAGCAACACUCCAACAAUUCUCCUUGCUCACCAGCCAAAAGCUGGAAAGAUGGCUCUGGAUGACUACAGUGUUGAUCUUGUUCUAACUGGCCACACCCAUGGUGGACAGUUGUUUCCCAUACAUCUGUGGCAUCUUGUGCGAGAACCAUAUUUUGCAGGAUUGUACCAGCACAAGUCCGGAGGUUAUGUCUAUGUGUCUAGUGGAGUUUAUUUCUGGGGCAUGCCAAUGAGAUUAUGGUCAGAGGCUGAAAUAACUCAUAUUACUUUAACUACUACCAAAUAAAUAUCAAAUUUCUACAAGCUCAGUUCUAUCAAGGAAGCCGAGUUUUAACAUUCAGCCCUGGCUGGAGUCACUGCAGUGUGUUCUUGAUCAAGAUACUGCCUCUUUCUACCCAGGAGUAUAAAUGGGUACUGGCAAAUUAUUAUCAUAAACACAAUUGCUGUCAGAGAAAGUUGUAGGUCUCCAGAAUUUUUGUUUUCUGUGAGGUAAGGCAUAUGAAACCGGCAUUAUAUCUAUGGAAAAACAAUGAAUUAGAUAUUAAGUUAAAAUGGCAAAUGUCAUUACUUUAUUUGGGAAAUACUUUUCUAGGGGAAUUACUGCAUAAAUUUACAAAGCUCUAAAAUAUAACAAACCAAAGUAGAGAGUGUCAAGGGUAUGAAUUUGUAGUUAUAAAAGUUAUUAUGAUUGUAAUUUAUUGUUUAUUAUUGUAAGCGUGAAAUUUAAAUUUCAGCAUACAAAAUAAAAUGUUGCACUUUUCUUCAUAAAUGGAUUUCACAUUACUUUUCUUUUUGAAACAAAAAAUUGUAAAGUUUGUUGUCAUAAACUGGAGAUAAGGUAGAGAAAACAAGUCAGGAGAAAAAAUGACUCAGACCUGGCAUGAGUAGUGCCCUCCUCCCAACAUGGCCUGUUCAUUCAC
Orbicella faveolata is the source of this 2145-nucleotide messenger RNA. Its product is annotated as transmembrane protein with metallophosphoesterase domain-like. Lineage: Eukaryota; Metazoa; Cnidaria; Anthozoa; Scleractinia; Merulinidae. Gene Ontology annotation, molecular function: hydrolase activity. The record is from RefSeq and is a predicted model, not a curated record.